UAGCAUAGUUUGGCGAAGCAUGCAUGCAUUGAGCCUGAUGAACGUUGCAUGAUCAUUACGAUCUUGUCCAUAAUUUGACCCACAUGACCCAUAGACAAAUGCAUGCUCAAAUGCCUUUGACUAUCACUUGAGCAACAAACACAUUUGCAUGAACACACAAGUAUGUACUGACCCCUCCCUCUCUCUCUCUCUAGAUCUCUAGGUUUUCUAUUUCUGGAUUCUUGCAAGAUCAGGUGCGUUUUGGUACUUGUGCAUAUAAAGAAGGGGUUUCAAGAAAGGUAGAGUUCAGCAUGUGGAGUAGCUCAUAUAUGAAUAAUACUCCAAUAUCCUUCCAAAGUUCAAGCUAGAAGAGAUAAACAUCAGAACAGAGGUAAAACAUAGCUAGCUAUCUGAGGUCGGGAUAUGGGACGCGGAAAGAUACCAAUCAGGAGGAUUGAGAACCGGACCACAAGGCAAGUCACCUUCUCCAAGCGACGAGCAGGGCUGUUGAAGAAGACCCACGAGCUUUCGGUGCUUUGUGAUGCCCAAAUUGGGCUCAUUAUCUUCUCAAACACCGGAAAGAUGCGUCAGUACUGCACUGAGCCUUUGAGGAUGGAGCAAAUCAUAGAAAGGUACCAAAAGGUCACUGGCACGUGUAUUCCCGAGCAUGAUGCCCGCCGGGAACAAAUAUGUGGUGAAAUAGGAAUGCUGAGAAAUGAAACUCGUCGUCUCCAACUUAGCAUGCAACGCUACACCGGUGAGGACACGAGAGCCUUACCAUAUGAGGAUUUGAAUCGACUUGAAAAAGAACUAGAAAUCUCGAUUAACAAGGUUCGAGAUCGAAAGAAUGAGCUCUUGCACCAACAGCUGGACAACUUGAGAAGGAAGGAGCGGAUAUUGGAGGAAGAAAACAGCAGCAUGCACGUUUGGAUUCAAGAGAAUCAGGCAGCUAUAGAGUAUCAGCAGGCUGCAGCAAUGCAGGCAAAGGUGCCAUUUGAGCAUAAGCAAGUUUUAGGUGAUCAAUUCCAGUUAUAUGUAGAGCAACCCAGUAGUGAGCUUCAACUUGCCACCAUCCCACCUCACAUUCAGUCAACAUAUCAUCUUCAAUUUUCUCAGCCUAAUCUUCAAGAUUAUGUUUCCUCUUUGGUUCCACAAGAUUGAGGUUUACUCAUGAGAUGGGUUUCUAGUACGAAGAAAUAAAAUUUCACAUGGUGAUCAAGAUCGGUGAAGACUUGUAAUUUCGGCUUUAUAUGGCUACAGCAAGAACUUCCAUAUAUGCAUGUUUCCCAGAUUACCGCGUAUUUAACUAAAACAAUAAUUUGUUUGUUGAGUCUGGUCGUGUGUUUAAGUUUCCAUGAAUUCUAGCAAAUACUUUAUUAUGGUGACAACAAGAUAUUGUUCCAAAUGCUUGCAUUAUGUGGAAAAUCAAUUUUAAGUUUAGAGAUCA
Messenger RNA from Carya illinoinensis, 1426 nucleotides. RefSeq names its product protein TRANSPARENT TESTA 16-like. The transcript is spliced from 8 exons. Gene Ontology annotation, biological process: positive regulation of transcription by RNA polymerase II. The coding region runs from base 403 to 1140 and encodes 245 amino acids. Gene Ontology annotation, molecular function: RNA polymerase II cis-regulatory region sequence-specific DNA binding; protein dimerization activity; DNA-binding transcription factor activity, RNA polymerase II-specific. NCBI's taxonomy places the organism in Eukaryota, Viridiplantae, Streptophyta, Magnoliopsida, Fagales, Juglandaceae. The record is from RefSeq and is a predicted model, not a curated record. Gene Ontology annotation, cellular component: nucleus.